AUGUACAUUGCAAAAGGACUUUUGCCUCUGGGAGGUAUCGCACAGUACGGUCCAGAGCUCUAUUUCGCGAGCCAGAUGGAGUUCUCCUGGCUGGAUGCGCGUCUGAACCUCAGUCUCUUGGUGGACGGCCAGCGGACGUCUCCCCUGCCUGAAGGCCUGCCGGACCGCCUCUGGAGGCCACGGCUUGCCUUCUCACCAGUCACGAAGCUCAGUCCACUUGACUCGCAAGCCGACCAGCGUUUGAGGUUCCGUGUAGCACCUGACAACCGCAUCGUUGCGAGCCAGAGGCUGAACUUCGCUCUCUGCUGCAACAUUGACUACAUCUAUUAUCCCUUCGACGUUCACGUCUGCGACAUGUCCAUCGUAAAUAGUGGGAGGCGCACGCGGCUCGUAGUGCGCGCCGCGUUCCGUCGCCAGCUGCUGGCCGUGCUGAUAGACCCGCUCGGGCCGAGCCUGUUCCCCGUGCUGCUGUCUUGGACCGGCUUCUGGCUCGACCCGAAGCGCCCCGUGACUCGCGCGGCGCUCAUGGCGCUGUCCUUCGUGAUCCUGGAGCAUCAGCAGGUGAGCCACUUCACCAGCAGGGCGCAGGACCACCAGCUGCGCUCCAUCGACGUGUGGUACCUCAUCUGCCGGUGCUUCAUCAUCGCCGCGCUCCUCGAGUGCGUCCUCAUACUGCACACGGCGGACAACUUGCAAGAUUCCUCUGUUCCUCCUUCGCCACCUCGCGGUGCCACCUCAAGCGUCGAUGUGCCUUCGCCAAUGACGUCGAUGGCCAGCGCAGCCGGCGGCUCGCCGACGAAGCUCGCGACCUCGUCCGCGGCUUCACCCGCAGCCUCUGCGCCAGCAGCGGGACUGGCGCGCGUGGUGCGGCUUUCGCCGCAGGAAACGGACGACGCGUGCAAGACGUUCUUCCCGCUCGCCUUCUUGCUGGCCUCGCUGCUGUACGCCGGCGCCUUUGCCGGACCGCUGAUCACGUCCAAGGACUUCGCCAAGCUGCCCGUCCGUUAUGCGGAGUGA
Rhipicephalus microplus (southern cattle tick) is the source of this 1017-nucleotide messenger RNA. RefSeq names its product glycine receptor subunit alpha-2. Lineage: Eukaryota; Metazoa; Arthropoda; Arachnida; Ixodida; Ixodidae. Gene Ontology annotation, biological process: monoatomic ion transmembrane transport. Gene Ontology annotation, cellular component: membrane. Gene Ontology annotation, molecular function: transmembrane signaling receptor activity; extracellular ligand-gated monoatomic ion channel activity. The record is from RefSeq and is a predicted model, not a curated record.